AGUGUUGUUAGAGAGUUUGAACGUAAGUCAUCAACAAUUUACGACACUUGGGGAUAAGACGUACUGCUAACUUAAUUUCCCACAAAGUACAAAACGCAUAACUAUCUUACCCAUUAUUAGUGGGUACAACAUAAAAGGUUUCUCUUUCUAAAACCUGUAGGCAUAAUUAUAAACGUAUGCUGUAUUCUAAAACAAAAAGACUAUAGUGCUUCCAACUACUUUUCUUUUGUGUUAGAGGUUAUGCCUAACUCUUUCUUCGCUUGUAGAAUAGUCUUUUCUGACGUUACCUUCCCUCCAGUGGCAUAGCAGUGUGACGGCGGACUUACAACUCUAAAAAUCGGGUUUCGAUACCGUGGUGGGAAGAGCACAGAUAACCCACUGUAUAGCUUUGCGCUUAGCAACAAACAAAGGCAUUACCAUUUCGUUGGCCAUAUAGUUUCCUGUGCCAACUUCAUAUUUCAUUCUACCACAUAGUUUCAUAACGUUAUUUGCGCAUGUCUAGUAGUGGCGCAGUUUAUUUUCACUUUCAGAAUUCAAACAUUAAUUCAAGUUAGUUAUAUGGACAUGGAGAACGAAAAAAAAGUGAAAAUCAUGGAGUUGGGGACCCUUUUGCGAUCUGUGCUUCAGAGUUCGAAAGGAGGAAUUAUUGCUGCCAAUUUAGAAAAGGAUUAUGCUGAUCUUGUGGGUGAGCCAAUUCCUUUUAAACAGUUGGGUUAUUCUUCACUAGAGGACUUGUUCCAUGAUUUAUCUGAAUUCAUCAAGGUUUCAAGAACACCAUUAGGUGAACUUAAACUACAAGCUGUUUGUGAUUUAUCUACAAGACAUAUUGCAAAUCUUGUUGCUCGACAGAAAGAUUCUAAGUCAAAAGCUUCACUUUGUAAAGAGGUGAUAAGAAAACCACAACCAGUGAUAAAAUAUUCCAGAUCUUUGGCAAGUAAAAGUCAAUCAGUUUCUCCAAUUGCAGCAGGAAAGUAUGAACCUGAAACUCAGAAAAUUGAAUCUCUUUGUUUACCCCAGGAAAAAGGGCACUUCAAGAAGUUAAUUGAAGAUUAUGCUAGAAGAAAAAAUAUUUCUUGUCCCGUGUAUCGUACGAUUCCUAUCAAUAUACCAGGAAGGAAACGAGGCAGUUUCUGGGCUUGUAGCAUUCAGUUUAACAAACAAAACUUUACGUCUUAUCCUACUGGCAAACCAACCAAAGAGCAAGCUGAAGAAGCAACUGCUAAAGUAGUUUUAGAUAGCUUACUUAUCAAUUCAGAGAAUGAUGUGAUUAAUCCUACUGCUGCUUAUCCUACAAGGUCAUUCAGAAAACUGUCUCCCACUCAACGUAACAUACAAUCUGUUGAUGAUAACCUUGUUAUAACGAUACGAAACAAGUAGUUUAGAGUAUGAAAGUUUUAAGUCGAAUAUAAUAUGGUGUGGUAAGGUUCUAUAAAUUUUUCAUAGAGAAAUAGUAGAAACGUUAAGAAAUUUGGUUACCAAGUUUAGUUUUUAAGAAGUAUGUACGUGAUGUGUAUCCAUGCCCCUAAUCAGUUACUUGUAAGAAGGGAUUUUUUUUUAAAAACUAAACUUUGCUAAAAAAAAUGCUUCUUGAAAGAAAUUUUUACUUAAACAUAUUGCUGGAAUGAUUAUAAUUAAAA
Molecule: messenger RNA, 1637 nt
Organism: Limulus polyphemus (Atlantic horseshoe crab)
Lineage: Eukaryota; Metazoa; Arthropoda; Merostomata; Xiphosura; Limulidae
Product: tudor domain-containing protein 7-like
Exons: 6
Coding region: 559-1377 (272 amino acids)
Source: RefSeq, a predicted model, not a curated record